Molecule: messenger RNA, 3068 nt
Organism: Amphimedon queenslandica
Lineage: Eukaryota; Metazoa; Porifera; Demospongiae; Haplosclerida; Niphatidae
Product: putative leucine-rich repeat-containing protein DDB_G0290503
Exons: 9
Coding region: 32-2947 (971 amino acids)
Biological process (GO): necroptotic signaling pathway; protein phosphorylation
Molecular function (GO): protein binding; protein kinase activity; ATP binding
Source: RefSeq, a predicted model, not a curated record
UUUGCCGGAAUUUGGGAGUGGCUGGUUUGUAAUGGCCUCAUCUCCAGGUUUGCCUUUGUCACCGUCUCAACUUUCUAUAGUAAGCCUAAAUGACGUUUUGGUACUUUUAAGGAAGUGUCAGUUCCCUGACAAGAGGUGGUUUGAAUUGGGACUGGCUUUAGGCCUGUCAAAAAGGACACUGGACACCAUCAAAGCUAAUAAUCCACUGGAUGUCAAUCAAUGCUUAAUAGAAUGUCUCUCUAAGUGGCUAGAAAGAGCUGAUGAUGUAGUCAAUAAAGGAGGAGCUACCUGUGACUCAUUGUCAACUGCCAUUAGAGCUAUGAAUGAGAUUGCAAUAGCUGAGAAUUUAGAGAAAGAGAGAUGUCCUGAAGUUCUUGCUGUUAACAUUUUAAAUAAGCACUUCACUACACUUUCCAAGUCUCUUUCUGAUCCUGUCCAUGUAGCUAGAUUGCUUUAUGGAGAGCAAGUGAUAUCACAGCAGAAGUUAAAUGACGUGGAAGAUGACAAUUUGUCUCUUUCUGAUAAACGACAAAUCCUGCUAUCUGCUGUUAAAGAUGCUGUUCAAGCUAACCAUGUUUCUCUACAAAAGUUCUUUGUUGUUUUAUGUCAUUUAACACGUAAUGUCAAGCUAGGCGAAAGUAUCCUGAGAGACUAUAGGAUAUACUUUUCCAGCGAUGAAGAAUUUGUAUUCAUCAGAGUUGAUGAUGAUGAUGAUUUGAGUACUGAAGGAAGUGAUACAGUUUCACCGACAUGUACAUUACCUAAGACUAUUGAGGUUGCUAUUUGCAGAAGCAUGAGGAAUGAAUUCACCACUCUUAGAAAGUCGUAUGCUAAAAUGUCUUAUAGUGUUUGCAAGGCUAUCAGAGAUGCAAAAAUUGAAUUGGAAGAGUUAAAGGUCUUUCUUGGUAGUGUGAGCAAUAAACUUAAAGAAAAUUUUAAGGAAUGCAAGGAUGUUUCAAGUGCCUUGCGUGUCGUUGAUAAUGAAUGUUCACUGGUUGAUAUUGAACUUUUCUGUGCAGUAGUAGAAAAUUUUGAAAUUAAAGCAGCUGAUAAACAUAUCAAAAAGUACAGUGAAACAUCAACGGAAUAUUUUAAAUCCAAUCCCAUUUCGUGCUACGUAAAAGAAAAGCUUAAAGCUUCUGAAACCUACCCUCUUCUUCAAUGUGAGAAAGUAACUUUCGUCUUGGACUGGAGACCUGAAGAUACAAAGCUGGAUGACAUCAAAGAUAUACUUUCUAAAAUAUCUGGUAAACUAGUGAAGAUAGAAAUAAUUGACAAUUGUGAAUCUGUUAGCGUCACUUGCUCCUUUCCGUACCAUCUCACUGGAGUCCUCAUUACACAGUUGAAGGAAAAUUUGGAGUUUUUAAAAACGAAUAAUUUAAAAAAACUUACCAUUGGAUACUGGAUAAUGUGGGAGAGAGAGGAAGAAAAGGAAGAUAAAGAGAUUGAAAUAUUAGAACAUGGAGGAAGUUCAGACAGUAAGAAAGAAAUGGAAGCAAUGCAAAAGAAGAUGCGAUUAUUAAGUAAUCAGCUUCUUGAUAAAGAAACUGAAACGGAAAGAUUGGAAAAGAUCAUUAUCUUAUUAAAGUCCAAAAUUCAAGAACGAGAUCAGCAGCUUGAAGCACUACAGCAACAAGUAAACGAAAGAGAGAAGCAGACCAGAGAACGAGAACAUGAACUUGAAAAACUGCUUCGAGAAAAGAAAAUUGAGUUAGAGCAGCAAAAUCAAGAAAAAGAGGAGCAAACUCAACAGAUUAAGCAGGCCAGAGGACGAGAACACGUACUUGAACAACUGCUUCGACAAAAGGAGACGGAGUUAGAGCAACAAGAUGAAGAAAAAGAGAAGCAAACUCAGCAGAUUAAGCAGGCCAGAGAACGAGAACAUGAACUUGAACAAAUGCUCCGAGAAAAGAAGACGGAGUUAGACCAACAGGAUCAAGAAAAAGAGAAGCAAAUUCAACAGAUCAUUAAGCAGGCCAGAGAACGAGAACAUGAGCUUGAACAAAUGCUCCGAGGAAAGAAUGUUGAGUUAGAUCGACUAGGACAAGAAAAAGAGAGGCAACUGCAGCAGUGCAUUGAAAAAGAGAUGCAGGCUAGGGAGGAUCUUCAACAAAAGCUUAAAAAAACAAAACAACAGCUUGAGGAAAGACAGAAAGAAUUCCAGGAAAAAGAUGAUUCCUGGGUAGUGAAUAGAGGAGAUAUUAUAAUGACAGAAGUAGUACUUGGUACAGGAUCGUGGGCAGAGGUCAGAUUAGCUUUAUUUUAUGGUCUGCAGGUUGCUGCAAAGUUUCUUCAUGAGUUAAUAAUUGCUCCUUAUACUAUUGGGGUAUUUUCUCGUCAAAUGAAUAUUGCUUCUAAAAUACGUCAUCCUAACCUCCUCCAGUUCAUAGGAGCCACUACAGAGGGUAAUCCAAUCAUCCUGACAGAGCUAAUGCCGACCAGCCUAAGAAAGGAAAUAGAGACUGGAGGACUGGCCUAUCACACUAAACAAAGUAUCAUUUUAGAUGUAGCUUGUGCCCUCAAUUACCUUCAUCUCUUUGAACCUCAUCCUAUACUACAUAGAGGCAUCAGCAGUGCCAAUGUACUCCUUCAGCCAAUGGGAGGAGGAGUAUGGAGGGCUAAGGUAUCCAUUGGGGUGACAGUUAGUUUUCAGCAUCUUAGGAGUUCAACUGAUCCUACUGGUAAUCCUGUCUACUUGGCACCUGAAGCACUCAAACAAGAGGAACAUUCUCCUGCAAUGGAUGUCUUCAGUUAUGGUGUCCUCCUUAUAGAGAUGGUUGUUAGUGAGUUUCCGGUAAAAGAAAAGAGAGGAUCUCACAUUGACACAAUCAAGAGCCCAGCAUUGAAGAGUCUCAUUGAACGCUGUCUGAUGGAAGACUACAGACAGCGUCCAACAAUGAAGGACAUUAUAAAAGAAAUACAUGAAAGCAUAAGUUUAGUAGAGUAAACAAUUAUUUAUAUUUUUUAUUUUGUUACGUAUAUAUAUACAUGUAUACUUUUAUGAUCAUGUCAUUAAUUUAUUUUGUCAAUAUUAAGGCUAACCCAACUAAAAAAUAUUAUGCCAACCA